AUGGAUGAUACCAGAGCUAUGGGUGACUCGCACAAAGGCGAAACAGCAAGUGGAGCCGACUCCAGCGUGUUGGUAGACGUGAAACGGGUUUUGAGUGGGCAUGAGUCUGAUCUUGACAAGAAAAGUGAAAGUGGGAGGAGUGACAAGGUAAGCUUGGAACCUGAGGCUGUUGGGAUGGUUCACACGGAGAUUUUUGACCAGGACAACCCUUUUUCAGCGUCCCAAGGCCGCGCUGGGACCUAUGCCAGGGAACAGAGAUCAAUGGUCAACCCUAACAAGGCCUUCCAGGACAGCGAGGAUACUGAACCAUUGGUGGUUCGGCGAGGAAGUCACAGCAGUAGUUCGGGGAGCAUCGAGAUUAGCCCUGAUGAAGCUCAGGGCGUCCAGGCUAAGAGGCGAUCUGAAGACGAGGUUUACAUUUUGGAAGCCUCUAAGGCUUCCGAGGGCCAGGGACGCACGUACAUUGCCUAUACAAUCAAGCAUGGAGACUCUACGGUGAGACGCCGGUACAGCGAUUUUGAGAGCCUGCGAAAGAUACUCACGAAGCUUUUCCCGAUGACGUUGAUACCCCCAAUACCAGAAAAACAAUCGAUAACGAGUUUCGGAAGAGUGAUGGCUGGGUCCAAACCCAACUAUUUACUGCCAUCGGAGACUGCUGGAUCAGUGGACUUGUCGCUUUCGGUGAUAAAUGGUUCCGUGAACACCAAUGAUGAAAAGCUCAUCAGACACCGUAUAAGGAUGCUGACAAGUUUCCUCAAUCGCCUUCUGCGGAACGAAGAAAUUACCAAAACUUCCAUCGUGUCUGACUUUCUAGACCCGAAUAACGCUAACUGGAACGAUGUUAUCACUAGCUCGGCCACUAUAUCAUCAUUACCCAAGAGCGUUCUGUUGUGCAAUCCAUCAGACCCUACGAAUACCACCAGAGCCCAUGCAUUUUUGCCUAUUCCCUCGUCAUCACCCCAGCUACUGUUAAACAAAGAGAUACUGGCCUCCUCGGUGCCAGAGGAAGCAGAAGAUGGAUUCUCAAAAAUCGAACAAGAGUAUCGAAAGUACGAGAGCAUUAUGGAAAAUGGCUUUUACAAAUACAACAAACGAGUGACGAAAAAUCUGCAUGCUAUGCGCCAAGAUAUGAAAGAAUUGAGCGAGGCAUUUGCCGCGUUUUCAAAUGACCAAAAAAGAGGUGCUGAAUUGGCCGAACAGUUGUCCCAUUUUAGUAAUGCGUUCGAUGAGAGCUCCUUAGAACUUGAAUCGAUUGUCGGCAAGCUUUACUACAACAUCAAUGAGCCCUUGAGCGAAGAGGUACACAUGGCAGGGGCUGCUCAAGAGCUGUUGAGGUAUCGGAAACUGAAAUGCAUGCAAAAGAGCAUACUCGCCAGAACCCUUCUCUACCGCAAAGCUCAGUUAAAGAAGCUACAAGAGAAGGAAAACGACGCCAAGAAAAUUGACCACCUGGUCAAUCAGCAGAUGGCCCAGAGCGAAAGAAUCAACCUCAAGCAUCCCGAGACAAGGUCGUAUAGUGGUAAGUUCAUCAACAAGAUUAACAAGCUCGCCACCAUCGUGAAAGACACGGUAAGCUACCAGGAUGCUGAUCCAGCUACUGCCAUAGAAAACCUGGAAAAGGACAUUACGCAACUCGCAGAGUCGUUGGAAGUUAGCGAACAUGAUCUUCAAAUGAUAUCCGACACCAUCAGAGACUUUGAGCUGCCCAAGUUCUCUAAAAGCCGGAAUGAGGAGGUUUCGGAUAUUUUGAAGAAUUAUUCGCGGUAUCUGAAAUGCUAUGCAGAACGAAACCUGAGGAUAUGGCAGGAGGUAAAGGAGCGGCAAGGAACGUAG
Messenger RNA from Lachancea dasiensis, 1833 nucleotides. NCBI's taxonomy places the organism in Eukaryota, Fungi, Ascomycota, Saccharomycetes, Saccharomycetales, Saccharomycetaceae. The record is from the annotation of a GenBank genome assembly.